Messenger RNA from Eriocheir sinensis (Chinese mitten crab), 5469 nucleotides. Its product is annotated as myotubularin-related protein 9-like. Lineage: Eukaryota; Metazoa; Arthropoda; Malacostraca; Decapoda; Varunidae. The record is from RefSeq and is a predicted model, not a curated record. The coding region runs from base 161 to 1870 and encodes 569 amino acids. Gene Ontology annotation, biological process: negative regulation of autophagy. The transcript is spliced from 13 exons.
AGUGCCCAGGUAUGAGAGAUAAUAACACUGCUAUUGGCACCAUUUCGAACCCCCCGCCGCGUGCGCCACUCGGCCCGGGCCACAACACGCGGCGAGGGGCGGGGCGAGCGGCAGCUGGCAGGGACGGACGCACAUACACCUACUGCCCUUUUUAUUGAAGAUGGAGUUUGCUGAGUUGAUUCGCAUCUCUCGGUGUGACCGAGUGAUGCUGCACCGGCCCCACCAUGGGAUGCUGGACGGAACGCUCUGCAUCACAGGUCACCACCUCAUCGUCUCAGCUCACGGGGAGGAGCCAGAGGAGCUCUGGUUACUACACAGCAAUAUAGACGCAAUUGAGAGGAGGCAGCAGGGCAUGACGGGAGGAACACUGUGGCUCAAAUGUAAGGACCUGCGGAUUCUGCAGCUUGAUGUCAUUGGAGCUGACCACUUCGCCAAAGUUGCAGACACACUGGAAGAUCUGAUUCGUGUGGACGAUCCCACAUUCAAGUAUCCAUUCUUCUACCGAGCCAUGUACACUGUCCUCGAGGACGGCUGGACCACCUUCCUGCCGGAGUCUGAGUUCUCACGCCUCAUCCAGCCUGGUGAUGACUGGAGGAUAUCUUAUGUUAACAAGGAUUAUAAGGUGUGUCCUUCGUACCCAAAUGCUGUUGUUGUCCCAAAGAAUAUUGAAGACAGUGACCUUGUAGCCAUUGCCAACUUCCGCCAGGCAGGUCGAUUCCCUGUCCUGGCCUACCGCCACGAAGGAUCGGCUGUCCUCCUGAGAAGCGGUCAGCCGCUCAUCACAGCCAAUGGUAAGCGGUGCAAGGAGGACGAGCGGCUCCUGAACAGCGUGCUGGCCCGGGAGAAGCGCGGCUACAUCAUUGACACCCGCACACAGAACCUGGCACAGUCGGCAAAGAAUCUUGCGCAGUCAGCAAAAGUUCAGCUACGAGGCGGAGGCUAUGAGCCGGAGGUGCACUACCCCAACUGGCGCCGCGUCCACAAGCCCAUCGACCGCCACCACGUGCUGCUGGACUCCCUCACCAAGCUGAUGGAUGGUGUGAAUGACACAAACUCCGGGACUGACAAGUGGCUGAGUCGCCUUGAGAGCAGCAACUGGAUGAACAACAUCAAGGAAACACUGAACUGUUCAUGUCUUGUGGCACAGUGCCUGGACCAGGAUGGAGCUUCAGUCCUGGUCCAUGACACAGAAGGAUUAGAUUCCACCCUACAAGUUACGUCGCUGGCACAAAUCAUCCUUAAUCCUGACUGUCGGACCGUCAGAGGCUUUGAGGCGCUGAUAGAGCGUGAGUGGAUCCAAGGAGGCCACCCCUUCGCCACGCGCCACGCCCGCUCCUGCUACACGCCCAGUGCCCAGCGCUCUAAAGUCAACUCCCCGACCUUCCUUCUCUUCCUUGAUUGUGUCUACCAGAUACACUCACAGUUCAGCUGCAGCUUUGAAUUUGCUGAAAACUUCCUUGUCAUGCUGUUUGAGCAUUCAUACUCAUCACAGUUUGGCACAUUCUUAGGCAACAAUGAAGGAGAGAGAAGAGCAAUGAGGGCUCCUGAGAGAACUGCCAGCCUGUGGUCGUACAUCAAUCGCCACGAGGUUCUUCCCAAGUACCUGAAUCCCAUGUAUGAGCCAAACCAGCGAGUAAUAUGGCCUUCAGUGGCUCCAAUGAGUCUGCAACUGUGGGGUGGCGUGUACCUGCGCUGGGUGGUGGACCAGGGGCCGCAGGAGGCUGCGUGGCUGGUGGUGAAGGACAUAAGGGAACGUGAUGCUGCCCUCAGGUCCAAGGUGGCUCGUCUGAGGCGGCAGCUGCAGGACCUGGAGAGGGAGGCUCUGGAGGUUGGUAUAUUGUCUCCCUCAACAGAGGUGGAGGUGGUCUAGAGGGAGGCCUUGGCAGGGCUGGUUGUCCUUGAAAGCAUUCAUGUGUUUGUCAGGCAAAACCUCAUGGUGUUUCCUUUUACUGUAUUUAUGUAGCUCUCUUUUCUCCACUACACUUUACAAUGAAUACAAUAAUUAUAUUUAUAUUUAAUUUUCAUAUUGCCCUAGUCAUUAUACAGUGAACCCAUAAGUGAAGUUAUACUAUAGGGGUCAGAAGUUGUGUCCAUGAAUACAGUUCAAAUCAUUAUUUAUUUCCUUCUCACUGCUGUUAUUGUUUGAAUUUAAUAUUUUGUUAUGAAUUUUAACUACUUAUAUAAAAAUAUUUUAUUCAAAGUUGUAUCAAUAUUUUGUUCAUAAAACGUUGUGAACAUUCUAGUCUCUAUCUGGUUUCCCUUUCACUUCUUGAGUAGAAGUGUCGGGAACGGUUGGGGCAUCUAUGGCAAGCAUCAGCUAAAAAUACUCUGCCUUGUUACUUAAAAGGAAUACGUUGCCAGCUAACUUGAGCAAAAUUUGGCCUCUUAAGUACUCAAUACUUAAUCAUACUUUGUAUAAGUGUAAAUUAUUGACACAGUUUCACCCUCCUCACUUCGUAGUAGAAAUGUAAUACUUUUCCCAGUGGCAGUCUAGCAUGUGAGGGGAGUGAUAGGAAAGACAGCAGAUUGUAUGUGACAGGUAUGUUUUGAGUUGCCAUGAAUUGGUUUGUACUCUAGUAGACACACACACACACACCACACCACACACAAAGUCUUCAAACCUUGCACCAGUAAAUUCUCACCACAGCAACAUUGAUUUCCACUAUACUUGUGUUAAUAUAAUUGCACAUUUUUUUAUUGGUGGUUGACUGGGUUAAGUAAGACCUUUACAGUGGGAAAUCAGGCUGUUACAGUGUGUUAGAAUACUGCAGAGGAGAGGAGGGAGGAAGGGAGACCACAUUGCACAAGGGAUAAGUGUAUGAACAAGAUAAACUAACACUUCCUCCAUGGCCACUCCUUGGACGAAGCCUCAAGUGCUGGCUACAGGAAUAGACAGGAUAAUAUAAGAAUAAUAUAAGGUAUACUUGUUCAUAAAGUGAGCUGUGUCCUCGAGAGAAAAAUAUAAUAUACAUCAACAUAGAAUAACCAACACAGCUUUGUUUCAUAUCACAGAGUAAGUGUAUGUUGAGCUCUUUACUUCCUUGAGCAUGAUUUUUAAGCACAAGUAAGGGCAUGGUGUACUUCCACAAGCCUAAUAAAGUCAGUGCAGCAUAUCAGUGUUGGGAAUAGUUAGAACAUGCUGGUAUGUAUCACUGUGUUAAAGGAGUCUACCUUUAAAGUGUGUUUGAAACCUUGAAUUUGUACAAUUUUGUGUCUAGAUGUACAUUUCUAGUGAAUCCUCCAAAUAGUUUCUAGAAGGCUGAGGGUUUCUCAUGUGUUGUGAUUUUAAUUAAUGAUUUUUGUAUCAUGUUUUAUAUUAAAUUGUAAGUGGAAUUACUGCAGGGGCAGACAAUGGAUGAAAUACAUAAUGGGAGAAGUAAUUACAUGGUUAUUACAAAUCGGUGAAACAUAAAUCUGCUAAAAAUGUCCUGGAUCAGCAGAGAGGAUAUUGUUGGUAAAGAAGUCUUGCAGCACCACAGAUUAAGAAAAGCAUUGCAGUUUUCCCGCCUUGCUUUUGGGAAAACUUGAAACGCCAGAAUUUUCUCUUUACUACACUCCCACAUGACCUCUGUGUGUAACGAAACGCCAAGAAAUUAAUCCAGACAAGGAAAGGUUUUGCCGGCGCCGGGGACUGAACCCAUGACCAGCGAGACGGGAGAGCCACUCCUUAACCAGUUGGCCAAAGAGGUACCUCCCUCACAGUGAGUUAUGGGAGGCUUGUCCAUCAGGCAAGUCAGCUGCACUACAAACUUACCAUGUAUGAUUGGCAUCUGCAUUAGCUGCAUGAUAAUCAGUUUUAUUGAAUAAGGUCUAAACAGUACAUUCCUUUCUUAUUGUAUUAAUAAUCAUUCAGUUUUAUAUUUUGUAAUAGUUGGGGUUCUGAUAUGUAAUCAGCAAAACAAACAGAUCACUUAAUACAAAAGUCUUGAGUUUGAGUUCUUUGACUUCAUUAUCUUCCUUGAUGAUACACUUCUUUACUGCAUGAAGUUGAAAAUAAGUGGAAUAUUGGGUGCAGUGUUAAUAUUGUAAAUAGUGAGUAUAAUCUGAAAAUGGUAGAUCCAUAGGAUGAGUAAAGCCUGCUGUGUAUACAGUAUGAAUUUACCUACUUCGCAUUUCACUGCAAGGGGAAGGGAGUAGUAACCAAAUAACUCAACAUAAUGGUUAUACUCUAGACUUCUCUGUUUGUUCAUUGUUUGUGCACAUGUAUACAGAAAAAAACAGCAGCAUUAAAAGGAGAUUAGGCAUAGCUGAAAGAAAUCAGCACUACCAUCAAUACAGUUUAAAUAUGUGAAAGACGAGGUUGACAGCUGCACAUGUCUAGGACUCGAGAAAAUAAAUUUUGAAAUGGAGAUACAGAACUGUUAGAAGUAACAUUUGACAGCUGGGCUCCUUUCCUAGUACACUGACACAUGAGAGUCUGCAGCGAUUACCUGUGAAACUGCGGAGAACUAGGGAAGUGCAUGCGAUUAAAAGCUGUGAUUUUUCUUCAAUCCCUCACCACACUUAGGUUUUAUAUAGCACUAUUUGGUAAGCAAAGGUUUGUUAAAAGAACUGCUAAUUUUAAAGUAUGACAACCCAUUGUUUAUAUUCAGGUUGAAUUUUAUGACUUUUCCACUCGGUCACCAAACUUCCCUCGAGUUACUCAUUCCUGUACUACUUAUGCCUUGAUGCCACACCUGUUUCAUGUCGGCAUGCCUUGUGCUGUAUAGAUAGAUAUAUUAGACAAAUAUUAAUUAGUGAUAAAUGUAAGUCUAAAGUAACCCAACUCUCAUAUAGGGAGUUGAGCAGAUCUUACCUGUGUGGUAUGCAUUCCUGGGCAAGUGUUAAUGUUUGUAUAUUGAGAGUUUUAACUGUUGAAGGGACAUGAUGUACACUGGAACAGCUGUAGUCUGUGCUGUGUAGGUUUUGAGGGUUUUUAUGAAGAGAUGCUCAGUUCUAGUCAUCACUUAAUGAUGAGUCCGUGUAGACUGUAGAGGGUCGGUGUGUUGCCGGCCCCCUGAGUUCACCCACCUUACAUAACCAUUUCUUAAUACAAAGUGAAUAAAAAUUCAGCUUUCAUAGAAAAGCUGAAAAUUAAUAUAUAAUAAUAUAUCAACUAUGACAUUAUUUUGUUCCUCAGAUAUAUUUUGUACUUUAGUCGUGUCCACUUGUAACUGUGUCAUGGCUCCGUGCAGAUCAAGAGCCACGGCUGGUUCUUGACGACUUUACUUACUUGUCAUACACAGGCUAAGUUAGACCAUGUACAUGCUGUCAUGGGUAAAUGGUCAAGAAAAAUAAAUGUUUGUAUUUUAUGUUGUAUUAGAAUUUAAGAGAUUAUGUCUUGCCAAUUUUUUUUUUUUUAUAUGUUGUUAUAAACUGUAUAUUUAAGAAAUGUUUUUGUUUUAAAGACAUUGUAGAAAAUAUUGGUGCACUAACUAAUAUUCCUAGUUAUACAUAUAAAGGAUCAGACACAUGUGCAUCUACCCUCCA